AUGAAAAUGCUAAAGACUUCACAUGCCGCAAAAUGGAUUCUGAGAAAUACGAGAGUAUCAAGCGAAAGUCUCACACAGUCAAUAAAACUUCAUUUGAUCACAGAAGCUUGUCCAUUGUGGAUGUCAACUCCCGAGCAAUGCCCAUUCCCUGAUCCCUAUUGGGCAUUCUAUUGGCCAGGUGGGCAGGCUUUGACAAAAUUCAUUCUCGAAAACCCCCGAAACAGUGAAAAAUUAUUCUUAGCUUCUGCGAUUUCUGGUGCUAAAGCGAUUCUCGCUAAUGACAUUGAUAAAAAUGCUUUAUUAGCAACUCUACUCAAUUAUCGAUUAAAUCGAAUUUCUCUCUCAAAUACGGAAUUUUCCUCUAGAAACUUCGUUGAUGAUGCUGGAGUCGAGGAGCUCAGAAAGUUUUUCAAAGAUCCCGAAAAAUCUUUGAUUUUACUUGGCGAUAUGUUUUAUGACAGCGACUUUGCCAGUACGGCUUUCAAAUGGCUCAAGAAGCUCAAACACUUGACAGGAGCGAGAGUUCUCGUUGGUGACCCGGAUCGACAUCCUUUAGCUGAACAACAGUAUUUGGACAGAUAUGAAACAAAAUUCACGAAGAGGUUGCUCACCGAAUAUUCCUUACCAGGCUAUGUCACACGGGAACAUUACGGCUUCGCAACUGCAAAAAUUUUGGAAAUAGAUUUUAGA
This is a messenger RNA of Mesorhabditis belari, 690 nucleotides long. NCBI's taxonomy places the organism in Eukaryota, Metazoa, Nematoda, Chromadorea, Rhabditida, Rhabditidae. The record is from the annotation of a GenBank genome assembly.